Chara braunii is the source of this 12647-nucleotide messenger RNA. The record is from the annotation of a GenBank genome assembly. NCBI's taxonomy places the organism in Eukaryota, Viridiplantae, Streptophyta, Charophyceae, Charales, Characeae.
GAACGAGUGGCAGGGGAACAGGCAUGGGGCGGCGCGACAUUUUCGUAGCGUGAAGGAUGUUCGCAGGUGACCAACGAAGCUCUUAUGGAGAUGCAUUACACGAGCGGUUACGCAUUUGAGGGAAAGUGGUUGGAGCGGAUCCACAAGUACGAGGAGCUUCACGGUCCUUGGGUGGAUGAGAGGAGGACUGGCGGGGGUCAGGCGCAGGCACGGGCGGCGUCCAACGCCCCAGUCGGAGCACGGCAACAGGGCGAUGACGUCGUCGAUUUGGGUGGCGAGGGAGAGGAUUGCGGGGUCGCGGGGGUUGAGGGGGAGGUCGAGGCUGCAUACUCACAGCGCCCAGGCAAGUUGCCGGUCGGUGAGGGUGGUUCGAAUUCAGGGAAGAGGAAGGGUGUGGUUGUUGCGGUGAUGCAGCAGGGGAAGAAGAUGAGGCAGCCGACGAUAAAAGAGGUGUUCGGGUCUGACUGGGCUGCUCAACACAGGAAGUUGUGGUUGCGCUUCAACCAGCUUCCCUUCAACAUCUUUCGGAGCCCGACAUGGAAGGCGUACACUGCACACUUCAGGGACAAACCCACAUCAGUCCCCGUGGUUUGGCCUUCUGAAAACGAAGUCGUAGCGAUGGAUACAGUGCUUCAGACGGCGACGGACGUUGUUGCGGGUCUCAAAGACAUACAAGAGUCGUUUGACCGCACAGGGGCGACGAUCAUAUCCGGUGGUAGGAAGUCUCGUGAUGGGAAACCCAUCGUGAACUUUCUUGCAGUCGGUGCUAGAGGAGUGAUGAUGUAUCGCACCCUCAACAGGGAGGGUGAGACUGAUGAUGCGCUCGAAGUCGGCAUGGUGAAGGACGAGGAUAAACGACUUGUGAGGGAGGCGGAGCGGUACAUUCUGUCGCAGACCGGGUUUGAUGAGCGGCAGAAGGAGUAUCGAGACGCUGUGUUGCAGUUGCGGGACUUUCAUAUGCGCACAUGGACUUGCGCAUGGGGAGGGGAGCGGGCACGCGCCGCAACGAAGAUGUGUGUCAGAGAGAAGGAGACCAUUGAGAGUGGUCUUUGGUGGUCACAGUAUGGCGGCUGUGCUCCUCAGCUUCAGCGUAUCGCUCUUCGUGUGUUGUACAUGUGGACGUGCUCCUCUCCCUCUGAGCGGAACUGGGCCAUCCACGAGAGUAUUCACACGAAGAAGCGUAACAGAUUGCUGUUCCCGAAGGUCGCGAAGUUGGUGGAGAUCACAGCCAACACGCGGCUUUUGGCUCUUCAGAGCAGUGGUGGAGGUUUUGUUCUUCCGUGGACUCAGGAUGAGUCCAUAUUGGAUGUCGAGGGUGGCUUGGAGGCAGACGCUGUAUGCGAGGGGGUGGACCACAGCAUACCCGAGGAGGACCGCGAUGCGCAGGCGCAGUUAGAUGACUCGAGUGGAGAUGAGCGCGAGGAGGCAGAUGAGGGUUUCCGCCCCCGCGGCGCUGGUGCUGCCUGGUGUGCAGGGGACGAUGAUGACACUUGGAGUGACCCUGAGGAGGUUCGCCGACGUAGUGGUGGCAGAGAUUUAUUCGAGGACACAGCUAGGGGCAGGUUUGGAGUCGAGGGAUGCUGGGACGGAUCUGGGAGCCCUCUUGUCGAGCCGAUUCCUCAUACCUCAUCGCCGGUCGUACAUGGGGCAGAGGGGGAUAUAGCGGGCAUGCGAGGAGCCCAUCACAGUCCGACAGGCAAGGGCUCAUUAGCCAGCGACGAGGAUUCAGAGGGGCGUGGAGGAGGUGUGGGGCUUGUGCGGCUUCAGAAGGGUCCGAAGGUCACAAAGAGACAACUCAUACUAGGUUCUGAGUCACCGCCGUCAUCUAGGGGUGCGACCGGUGCGGGGACAGGGGGAGCGGAGAUCAGAGAUGCAGGACAUGAUCGUCCGACAGACGACAACAGAGAGAUAGGCACCGGAGAUGUGGCCAGAGGUGUUGCUUGGUCGCUAGGGGACAUUGGGACGCUAGGCGCUCUGCCUCGUAGUAGCAUGGGUCACGCGGAGCAAUUUGAUGAUGCCCAUCAUGAGGGGGUGCCACAAGAUGAGGCAGUUGGCGGUGGGGACCAUGCUUUGGAAUCAGCGUCCAUGCGCGAUUUCAUGCCCGAGCUAGGGGCCACUCUGCCAUCCAUGAUGGAGGGUGAGUCUGUUGUUGCGCGACGGGCCGACGACGAGGAUGUUCGGCCUCGGCCACAGACAGUUCACAUGGGAGUGCCUGCACCCGACACCGAGGAGGAGCGGAUGGCUCGAGAGGUGAGGGAGGAUGAGGAGGAGGCCGCAAGGGCCAAGGCCCUAGCUGAUGCUGACCCACGCACACAGGCCACGACACGUGACAUGGAGGUCAUGCGUCAGUUAGAGACUGGGGGAGAAGGACUGCGAGGCGAUGUGGCGGAGGAUGACCAGAUGGAGGCAGCUGCCCACAUUUCACAUGCGGCUCGAGAGAUAGACGACGAUGCAUCGCCGCUCGAUGUCGACAGCGCACCCAUCGUCCCGCCACCACCAGACGGAGAGGUGGACGCCGUUGCAGUGGCACACGACAGAGAGGCGCGCGGCGAGACAGUGGUUCAGUCCACUGUGGCAGAGGAUGUUGCUGCUCAGGCGGUGGCCCCUCAGAUAGUCGAUGGUGUAGAUACGACUUUGUUGGGAGAUCCAAGAGCGGUACCAGGGGGAGACGUGCAGGAUGAGGAGGCAGUUGGGAGUCCAGCGGCGGUGGGGGGAGAUGCAAAGUUAGGGGAGGAUAGGGUUCGGGAGGUACGUGGAGAUGUGGGUGCGCCCUCGACUGCACCUGGUUCACGCGAGGAGGAGGGAGCAGGAGUCAUGGCGCCACCGCCCAUUCGGCAUGAUUCACCGACGGCCACACUUCGACCACCCUGUCAGCGGUCACGGCCGCCCGGCGCACGAGUGUCGACUCACGGAUUGAGGGAGGUUUCACACAUCCUCGGUGCAGAUGUGUUAGAUGUGUUGGGGCCUCCCAGGACACAGCGAUCGCUGCCCAGACGAGCAUCACGCCUGGACGGCGAGACCACCGGGAGCGAGGGGUUGGAGAUGAUGCGAGGGAGACGUCGUACGGACAACCUCUUAGCGACGUCGCAGAGGGAGAUGAGACUGGAUGGCGUCACAGUGGUUGACGACAAUGACACUGACGUCGCUGCAGAGGAGGCUGACGGAGAGGAGGACGUGUCGAUACACGAGGCACGCCUGACGACCUUGGAGCAAGUGGGCGCCCCGCACGUUCCUUUCACGAGGUUGAAGGGCGAUGGAGCAUAUGCGGGACAGGCCGGAGUUGAAGGCAAGUUCUGGGUGAUGCUGUUUGACGUCGGGAACAAUUCCAUUUCGUCCGCAGGGGGGGUAGACCUCUCCGACUAUCCGAUUGGAGCGAAGCUAGAGCUCGGGGAGGAGGCCAUUCCGGCAAACUGCGAGAUCGACCGGGUGAACCAGGCGCAUUUCUGCACAUACGUCGUAGCCAAGAGCGGGAUCUACACGCUGGACUUGGAAAUCGGUCAGACGACGCUGCGGUUCUCUAAUGUGGACAUUGAUGGAGGACCGUUGGACACACCAUCGUGCAUUGCAUACGGCCCUGGCGUAGGGGAUCAAGGGCCCAUCAUCGCGGGAACGGAUAGUUUGUUCGAGAUCGAAGCAAAAGACGCAAAGGGCAACACACUGAAUAGAGGGGGAAGCACCUUUGACGUGGUGCUGAUGACAGAGGAGGUAAAACCCCCAGUUUACUUAAGACCCAACAACUCCUUCCCUCGCUGGAAUCCCACCAAGGGCAGGUACGAGGUGUUCUACGCCCCGCAAAAGGUGGGCACGUACCAGCUGCAUGUUGUUCGGAACUCCCCUAUCCGGGGCUCUCCGUUUACGGUGAGCGUUCGUCCAGGACGCGCAAGUGUAGCGACAACGGAGUUGAGCAAGGAAUCGCUGCGGCCAUGUACGGCGGGGGACGUCCGCUCUUUCGCAUUGAAUGCGAAGGAUGCUUAUGGCAAUCCGACAGGGCGAGGAGGGGAUGUCUUCACCAUGGAUAUCUCGGCCACCACCAUUUCCGCCUCCACCUCAGGGAAGAUGACGGAUCUGGGGAAUGGGACUUACAUGUUCUUGUACAAGUGUGCAAGAGCCGGAAGGGCGGCCACGGUGGUCACCGUUUACAUGCGCAAUCUGAUAGUGACGUCUCGUGCACUGCAGGUUCUCCCCGGUCCCGUGGAUGCCGCACAGUGCGAGGUCACGGGCGAUAUACUAAUGGGCAAGGGAGUUGCCGGCGAAUCGGGAAAACUAAUGGUAACGGCGCGGGAUUUGUAUGGCAACAAUCUCGUCACCGGUGGUUUGGCGUUCGAGGUGAGCUUGCGGCACAACUUGACCGGUGAGGGCCCAGGCGUGCUUGCAAGCGUCGAUGGCAAAGAUGGAACGUACACGUUCACGUACAACUUAACUAGGGCUGGGGACUACGUUGUCCGUGCCCUCUUGGCUAGGAGUAGCACGAUCCCCUUGGGUAACAGUAGCACGAUCCCCUUCUUUGAGGGGAUCGGUGUGGUCGAGGCUGCGGCUCCAGAUGGUCGGUCGACGGUGCUGGAUUACGGCAACGAAGCCUAUGUGUCGGCCAUGCCCGCCGCGUUUAGGAUUUAUGUCCGUGACCGGUUCCAAAAUCUGCUAAGGGACGACAGUUUAUUCUACCCCACGUUGCUUCUGACUUCUGUCUCCUCCUCUACUGGCAUGGCAUGGUCCUUGGACAGAGCGAUGGUUUUUGUGGCGGAAGAGGGAUUCUACAACGUCAGCUUUACUCCCUUCGCUGCGGGUAUCCUCCGUAUCUCACUGUCUCUCGGUUCUUUCGACGGAGUGGUUCUCAACUCGACCACCGGCUUGCCGCACGUGGUAGCAGUGCUGCCAGGAGUCGUGUCUCCGGAGAGGACCAUAGCCAAAGGGCUGGGUUUCGACGUCGGAGCAGUGAUAUCCUCCACAGCAGUCUUCUUCAUCUUCCCUCGCGACAGAUCGGGCAACCCCGUCCCGCCGACCGCUGACGUGGUGCGAGCUUUCAGCGUCACCUUCUCUGACAAAGAGGUCGUUCCGACACCACCGACAAUCAGCUCACAGCCGCCCUCUCUCGCCACAAACGAUGCAGGUUCCAUCAAGGUGACGUACACGCCAAUGCAGGAGACGACCGGGUUGACAAUCACCGUGGCAUACGACGGCAUAGUGGUGCAGAACGGGACGAGCAGGGUGAUGAUACGCGGAGGGCCGGGCAACUGGUCACCGUUCAAGACAGUGGCGAUGGACGUGUUGGGAAUAGAGAUCAAGGGAGGUUUGGAUGGAAUGGCAGUCGGUGUGCCGCUUGUGUUUUUCAUCGAACCAAGGGAUCUUGAGAGCCUGCCCAUUGUCAAGGCAAACGGCAUUGUUGAAAUCGGCUUCACGGUCAUUGUGCCCGGAUGGGCGGACGGCGGCAAGACCAGCGAGGUCACCGCAGAGCUUCAGCCGGGUGGACUGUACAAGGUUUCACUUCCGGCAACAUCCAGGAGCCAGCGUUUCACUGUGAUGAUCGAUCCGCUUGGUGACGCAGAGACGAUACAGAACGGGAGAUUUUACGUGGAUGUGCGCGCAGGGCCGACCAGCGCGGAGAGGUCAAUGGUGGAGAGUCAGCUCCAAGGAGACGCAGUUCGCGCAGGAGUGAGGGUAGUGAUCACAGUGACGGCAAGGGACGCUGCCGGCAACCGCGUCCGAUACAGCCAUCUGGCCGGCGGAGAUCCGUUUCGCGCCACGAUGGCCUGGUCGGAUACUGCAGCGCCGCCGCUCACAGCGGCGCAAGCCAAGUCGCCCACCGAGUUCAUAGCAGAAGACAACAACGACGGCACGCACGACAUCGCGGUGUACGCUCUGGCAGCGGGGAAGUACAGCGCCACCGUCAUGCUCAGGGACAAGCAAGUUGGGCUCCCGGUUCCCAUUCUCGUCACGCACGCGUCGUUCAGCUUCUUAGGUACGGAGAUGAGACCGGAGGCUCAGAGCUUCUCGAGCGUGGGGGCGAGCGUUCAACAGCAGAUGGAGCUGUACGCAUACGACCAAUACAAGAACCCGUACUUAGCGGGCGACCGGUCGUUCAGCGUUGUCGCCCUCAACUCGAAGACGACUGCGGAGUCCGUGUCUGGCAGGGUGACGGCGACAGCUAGUCGCUCCAUGUUCAUGGCGGGACUAAAGGUGGGACCAGCAGGAACGUACCGUGUGGAGGUGAGGGAAGCAAAUGGGACGUUCACAGGAGGGGCUGCAAGCAGCGGUACCUCAGCAACCGUCAAUGUCAUCUCGUUUCCGAUGAAAGUCAUUCCCGGGCGCGUGUCCAUGAAAGACACCACUGUGUUCGGCAGCGGCGUGGUCGGCGGGAUGGCCGGCCAAGUGUCAGUCAUCGAGAUUGUCGCACGUGAUGUGGCCGGCAAUGUGAACUCGAGCUUACCUCGCGUAGGUAUCUUCCCCAGGCCCUCAGCUCUCUCCAUGGAACUCCUAUGUUUGGACGACAGUCGAACAUGCCUCCAGGCUCAGGAUCCCACCAACGGGGCCAGCGGCGGUUCUCCUCAGCCAGCGCUGUCAACAGGAUCAGAGGUUUUCUACGUCGAUCCCAACACUCCGCUCAAGGCCAGGGUAAUGUACAUUCCCAGAUCGUACGGUGCCCACUCCGUUGUCAUCGCGUAUGGUGACACCGAGGUCGGUACGUUCAAGGUACCCGUGCUGCCGAAGAUGCCGCCUCGAAUGUUGUACGCCAGGUUCGCGGACAGCCUGUCGAACAUCGUCAUCGACUUCGACGUACCGACAAAUGCUCACGUCAUCAACCACAGAGGCUCGGAGCCUGCAACGGGAGGCAUUAUUUUCGGUGUCAACAACGACGACGUCGAAGCCGCGGGGGUGUUCGAGGCUGUCUGUCGCGAUAUUUUUGCGGACGAGGUGGUGCGGAAGCUGGGGACGAAGCCAUCGUGCACGUUCCGCACGAGCCGUCGGCUGCGCAUAGUUCUUGGCAGCGGUGCCACGAUAUUGCCGGUGGACACGCGAACGCCCGAUGUGAUUACCAUUUUGCCAGACAAGAUCUCCUCGCAGGACAUGAGCUCGUACAACGCUUCUGGCUCGGUUCCGGUCCUGCAGCCCGUUAGCCGGAUGCAGCCCGUGGUGACACUUGACGUCCCGCCGAGCGUCGGGCUGUGUGACCCGCUCACGCUGGACGCGUCAGCGUCGACGGGCUCGGGCGGUCGGCCCAUGAGGUUCGUGUUCUACGUACAGGGGACCGGGCCGCGGAUGAACGUCUUGACACGGCAUCUCGCGAACGCCGAUCCCUUCAGCUCCACUGUCACCGUUGCCAGAGAUUGGCUGGAGCCGGGGAAAGUGUACAACUUCACGGUGCGGGCGACCAACUUCAUUGGGCAGAGCAACUCCAUGUCCGUGAUGGUGAAGAAGGAGGCACGACCGACGCCUAAAGUUUCCAUUUUCGGUCUGUUCACCACAGCAGGGAGAACGUUCUACAGGUACGAAAUGAUUUCGUUGGAGGCGCGUGCAGAGCUGCCGGGCCCGUUCGCCGUGAACGCGAAAGGGGAAUGCCUCCCAGCGGCGGAGGCGAUGAAGUCCCUGGUGUACCGAUGGUUUGUGGAGGACGGGCCCUCCGUCAACCUGACUGGGUUGGAGACGGGCGGUCGUAUGUUCAACCUGCCUGCAAUGAGGCUAAUGCCCUCCGUGACUUACGUAAUAGGAGUGCGGUGUUGGGUGGAAGAUAGUCUGGACCCGGAGGGGGACAGCGGCCGCAGCUCGGCAAGCAUAGUCAUGAAUGCAUCGCCGCUAAGCGUCGCCAUCGACGGCGGAGAGAUCAGGGUCGUGGACGCCCGGGAUCCCAUAGUCAUCAAGGCACUGGCAAGCGAUCCGGAUGAUACUCGGGACAUUCUUGGAGCACCCUUCCCCCUCCAGUACAGCUGGACAGUCAAUACCACUCUCGCUGACGACGCCAACUACGCUCUGUACGAGAGCAACGAGAAGAACAACUAUGGGCAGAUACUCCUCCUCCCUCCUAACGCUCUGGCUCCCGGCACUGUUCACCGGGUCACAGUGAUGGUUACCAAGGAGCCGCUGACGAGAGGGCGGAGGCUACAGCCAGCAUCUGUGAUAUUGGUGGCAAUCCCGGCCAGUGACAGCGGCGCAAAGAACGGCACGCAGAGCCGAUCCGGCGGGGCAGCUCUGGGCAUCGUGCAGGACGACGAGAAAGGGCUGAUGAUAGAUGGAAGCUUUGUGGAGGGGCCGGUGUUCGUGGCGAACCAGACGGCAAUGACUGUGGGGAACGUAGAACUGACCGAAGUGACAGCCGUGCUGGAUGUUUCCAUCACAGCGGGACAGGAUCUGCUAUCGGUGGCCCUUCUCCCAACGCAGUCCAUAAGCUUCAGGUGCUCUGCCGCUCCACCCAAUACCACCUUGUCCGUGGGAGGCCAGCAGCAGGGUCUCUCUGCUUCCCUGUCCAUAGCCUAUCAGUGGAAGCUGACCUCGGAUGCGGACGAGCGGCCUUUGUCGAAACUGAGAACGGCGGGCCGGGACGUUGACCCGGCUAUCGAGAUCAUGCCCAACCAGCUGCUGGGCGGGCAGCUGUACACGAUAUCUUGCACGGCAGCAGUAGGUUCUCAUACGACGUCGCUGACCAAAGGCACGGCCUCUACCACGGUUUGGGUAUCGCCCCUGCCGUCAGGGGGAACGGCGAUGUACGAGAGAAUGGGGUCCAGUGCACCCAAGGCGGACGUGGCGAUGCUCACGCUUUAUCGCAUCAAAGCGUUCGGGUGGACGGUGGGAGAGGGCGAGGGACAUAUGCACUACGAGUUCCGGUAUGCAGACGCCAUCUCGGGCCGCGAAACGACGGUAAAACCUAUGUCGCCUGAGAAUUCUAAGUCGCACAUCGUGCUCCCUGAAGGCAUCUACUACUUCGUCGUGUACGUGACCAAUCCGAUCAGAACCAUGUUCAGUCCAGGGGACGGGUCACCUGGUUCUCGGUUCAUCAUCGAGCCUCCUGUCAAGGUGGUCUCACUCCGCAACUCCGGACUGGACCCCAAAGACGUCCUUGCUGCCAACAAUGCCAACAAUAACUCUCUGUCGCGCAUCAAGACGGCCAGCAAGUGGCUCAACUACCAGUCCCAUCUGCCCGCGAAGUUGCUUCCGCCAUCGCUGUCGUCCUCGUCCCAGGUGUCCUACAGGACCGAGAACACCGUCGUCGCCACGGGGUACGAUGACUUGCAAGCAGCUGCUCCCUCGGCCGCCAUAGCUGUGGCGGAUAACUCCUCUACGCGGCGUCCAUAUGCGCGAUUUCUUGAGGAUACCGAAGACCGCCUCCAUCACAAGGGCACCAGCGAAGGACGAAGGCGUACACUACUGCAAGCCGGAUCUUCGCCAACUGGCGGCACCAGGUUCAGGAACGUGACGGAGGCUCAGAUCAGUUUCGAUAGCAUCUUCACCGAGCUUAACCGCACAGGAGACUAUGUCAACAUGCUAUCUUGGGCCAUGGUAUGGGCAAGGGAGUACGGAGGAGCGCCCACGGGCCCCAACGACUGCGGCGUGCCGAACGCCAAGCUCACAGAGAUGAAGGCCGUUGUGGUCGACACCCUAGCGAAGCUCGACUCCCUGAACGCCCCGCCUUCGGAAACGUCAGACGCGGGCUCCGUGGGAACCAUGGGCCCUCAGCUGGGCGUCAACCUCGCCACGGCCCUUUCCUUUCUCCUGGCUCACCCUGGAGAAGUCACGCAGGAAAUGAUGGCACAAGCAGUGGAAGCUCUCGGGCGAAAGAUCCGUCCAAUGGCCCAGAGUGGUCUUCGGUUGACUGGGCAGCCCCUAGACCCGUUCUUUACCUCCGUCGACCUGCUUUUGGAAAAUGCAAACAAGGGGUGUGUCAAUGGAACUUCAGCAGGGAUCGACUCAAUUAAGGCCAGCGCGUCACGCCUGCCGCUGCCCGUGUCCCGCACGCUUGCCUGGAGCAUGGCCGUGAACGCCAGCGCCCGGCGACAGUACCGGACGUUUACGGUCAGCGUGCAGAAGCUCGCGCGCUCCAGGACCAUGCUGACUCCUUUCCUGUCGGCCAUCGAUCGGUUCGCAGUAUCAUCGCAGCUCAAAGAGGGAGACGGGGAGGUCUGGGUCUCCAUUGUUGUUCUCAACGCAAGCGUCUUCGUGCCGCUGCCCUCCAUCGCACCUGCUUCGUCUCCCACCGGUGAUGCCUACGCACAAGAUGGCAAUACAGGCCGACCCGUAGAAGGCAUGGUGCAGUUUUCCGGCCUAAAUUCGCCGAAAAAGGGCAAGGUUUAUCUGAUCCGAUUGGUCAUGGAAGAUGAUCCUUCGUCCACUGUGCUCCUCGAAGACAACCGCUACAGCUCUGUAAUGAAGACAGCAACUGCGCUCGCUAAUUCGAUCUCGGGCCGAUUCUUCGUCUACGAGUCAAAGGCACCGCCCCCACCAGCUCCUGGGCAAACCCCAGGAGGACUCUACAACGUACCGCCUCCAGGUGAACCACCUGGAGGUUCGGGUGGUGGGGAUGGCUCUGCCAAAAUCGGCGUUAUUCUCCCUGCUGUGCUGGUUCCUCUCGUUGUUCUCCUGGCCGCUGUCGGUGCUGGAUACUUCUACUGGAAGAAGCGGCAGCAGCAGCAGCAGCAGCAGCAGCAGCAGAUCCCGGGUACUUCUGCAGCACCCGCACCCACAGGGGACCCAGCCGACAAUUUCACAAAUGUUGCAAGUGCUCCUCAGCCUCAGCCCUGAUAUUCCACAGCACAACCAGUGCAUCCGGCCACAGAGGGGGGCAAAGGACAUUCAGUACUAUUAAUAGUAAACCAAUAAAUCAUUCAAUUGUCUGCAACUUGUUUCAUUUUGGUGGUGUACCGUGCGGUGAGGCCCAAUGUUACUCAUCCCCUUUGCUGUGCUUGCCCUGCUUCACUCUCCCUCGUGGGCUUCUUCCUGGCUCCCGCUUGGCAGUCCGUUCAGUCACCUAGGCUUGGUUUGCUUAUGUGAAUGCACAGAGCUGAUACACUGCGAAAUCCUGGAGGCGCAGCCUGGAGGGAGCCGCAUCGCACGACAUUCUGCGAUAUGUUCUAAGCAUAGACGACUUGAGGGACAGGAGCCGACGUGGAGGUGAUCCAAUUUUGUUGCCUGUGAGAGUGUGGGACUGACAGGAGCAGUUCAACUUGUUGUUUUGUCAAUCUAGGAUGCAUUUUUGGGACCACGACCACCUCAUUUCGUGGACCCGUAAACGAAACUGAACUUUUUCUAUACAUUUGAAGAGAGUGAGCAGUACGCCAAUGCAAGUUUGUGGCAGGGCAGUCGCAGUGGCACACUGACAUGUAACACAUUGGCAGGAAUCUGUGCAGAAAUUUGGCAAUGCCUGUUUGUGUUUCCAUCCAAUUGCCUGAUUGUCUGCACUCGGAAAUGAGGAGCAUAGAUGUAGCCCUUGCUUGAUUUUCAUUCCGUAUCUACGAGCCUGAAGAGAAGAAGCCGUGAACAUCAAGGCUGAUCAAGCUGGUCAUUCUGGGAACCUGGAAAGUUGUGGAAACAAUACUUUUUCCAUGUAUUCGAAGAAACAGAGCAAGAUCGCCGUGCAAGUCCACGGCACGGAAGUUGUGGUAGCAGAAUUGAGAACAUGAAAGCAUUUUUCGCAUGCAAUCUCAGGACAGCAGGAAGCAACGUAUACAACCAAGCAAUGUACACAACUAAACAAUGUAUACAAUGAACCAAUGUAUACGUAUGCGUGGAGCCAAGUGUUGUUUCUGUUUUUAUACAGUGCCUGAUUUUUCGCACUCACAGAUGACAACCAUAGAAGUACACCUUGAGUCUACCUUGCUCUUUGUCUUGUGCACUUUCUAUUUAGUGUGUGUGUUUAUGAAAGGGCAUGAACAUUACAGUAGCAGGAAGCGAAACAGUAACCUCCUCGUUUUGUGGACCUGGAAACGAUAUUUUUUUGAUAUAUUUCAGGAGAUAGAACGAGGUCUAAGAUGCAAGCACCGCUUUAAUGCACAGCGCAGAGAAUUUGUGCAAAGGUGUGGGGGAGGGGGGGUACCCCUUGUCAGCUUUGCUGCAGCUCAAGGAAUUCUCAUACCAAGACUUUGUCUGCCAAUUUCUGCAUGUCAGCUUUGCUGAAAUUCAGGGCAAACCCAUAACAGGACCUUUUCUGUCAAUUUCUGCAGAUGAUUGCAAUCAGAUUUAUCGAGUCUGGUUGUAACUGUGGUAAGGUAGUAUAGGAAAGUGUGGGAAGAGACAUGAUUUUGAAAGGUAGAAAACAGGAAGUCACUCUUCUCUUGGUUCUAUGCUGUCCUGUCUUCCAUAAAAACUCUUGCUGGCAAUUUGCUGCAAUUGACAAUCUUGGGUUCUGGCCGGGUUACGGUUCCGGAUGCCUCUGGACUUUCCUUGGGUGUUGCUGCUAGUUUUGGGACAGACCUUUUGUCAGGGGCUUUACUUUGACACAGUGGGGACUGCCACCGACCUACCGAACCCUUCAGUGACAUUUGGGUAAAUUGGCUUCACACCCUGGUGUUUGGACGACAAUAUAUGGGGUAUUAUGAGACACAUGACCUUGGGACUUCUGGGACCAGACCUGAGACUCAACUGUAUGUGUGAAACAGUGAAACCCUUUCAGCUGAGUUGGAAUCCAUCUUCAAUGUCCAGCUGUGGAUGAGGCUCAGGCCAAACUC